Messenger RNA from Mytilus californianus (California mussel), 2786 nucleotides. RefSeq names its product nucleolar and coiled-body phosphoprotein 1-like. Lineage: Eukaryota; Metazoa; Mollusca; Bivalvia; Mytilida; Mytilidae. The transcript is spliced from 11 exons. The record is from RefSeq and is a predicted model, not a curated record. The coding region runs from base 47 to 2674 and encodes 875 amino acids.
UUGUAUUAAGAUAACCCGCCAAAAAAAAACCCAAACCAAAACAGUCAUGCAAACAAAUCUAAAGAAAUUUGUAAAAAGUAUCAUUAGUUCAUCUGAUUUGAGUGUGUUGACAAAACGUCAGGUGAGAGAUGCCUAUAGUCAGCAUGUUGGAAGGAAACUGGAAAGCACAGAAAAAUUGACCAUCAACAAACUUGUAUACAAAUACUUGGAUGAACUUAGCCAGAGUAGCUCUUUCUCAGAUGGAAACUCUCUGAAUUCUUCAGUUACUUUGGCCAACAAAGAAAAUGAAAAGGAAAAGGAAAGAGAGGCCCAAAAUACAUCUUCAUGUAGUAAAAUCAUUACACCAAAGAUCACCAAAAAUGAAGUAAAUACAUCUAAAGUACUUAAAUCUCAAAAGAAAUCUCCCCAAAAAUUUGUGACUCCACCAAAAAUGGUAAAGAAGGAUAGUCCUCUGAAGAAAACACUACAAAUGAAAACAGAUUUAAGCACAGAAAAAGUUGUAUCUUGUAAUAAGUCAAGUCAAAAAAUGAUUAAUGACAACUUGAAGAAAAAGGAAUUGGUAAGUACACCAAAAAGGCCAGAUGACAAACCUCUUUGUAACAAAAGUUCUGCUGAUAGUAAAAGCUGUGAAAAAGGAAAUGUGACUAUUAGUCCAGGAGGAACUAAACGUUUAAGUGCUAAUCAGGUGCUUGAUGCUGUUCUAAAUUUGGAUGUUAAUGAAAGUAGUGAGGAAGAAAUAGAAAUCAGUGAUACAGAAAGUGAAGAGGAAUGUAGUAAAUCUGAAACAGAACUACAGUCUUCCCCAGGGAAAAAGUUCAGCCAUAUGGUAACCAAUUCUGACGAUGAAAAGGACUGGAAACCAUUUGCUGAUGAGUCCCUGACAAAAAGGAAAAUUAAUCUUGGAAAGAGAAGAAAUGUCAUUGAAAGUGACUCUGAUGAUGAUGAAGCUGAAAAUAUAAUAAAUGACAGGACAUAUGACAGUGAUGUUGACAAGGAAGGAGAGAAGAUGGAAAUACUUAAAAGAAAGAAUAAUGACACUAGAGAAAAAAGAAAAAUAAAUAAAAAACAAAUAUCCGAAGAAGAAAAAAGUGUUAUAAAAAUUAAAAAGACAGGAAAAAGUAAUGAGACUUCGAGAAAAAGAAAGAGUUUUAAUAUGGAUAGUGGAUCUGAGUCAGAACAACAUGAGAAAGACACAGAUAUAGAUGAAAGGAAAAAAAGAAAAGUAAUGGAAAGUUUUGAAAGUGAGUCAGAGAGUGAUUUGAAUGAGACAAGAAAUGUAGAGGAAUCUAAGUCUAAACAUGAACAAAAGCAUGAAAUACAGAAAAAGACAAAAGGAAAUAAAAGAAAACUAAUUUCGAACAGUGAGAGUUCUGAAGAUAUCGACAGUGACAAUGAUUUAGAGGAGAAAAGGAAAGAAAAACCAAAUUUGAUCAAUAGUAAAAAACAAAAUAAAAAGAAGUCUGUUUCUAAAAACAAAGAAUUGUCAAAGGUCAAAAUCAAACAAGAAAAGAAAAGACAGAAGAUUGUGAAGGAUACAAGUUCAGAGGACGAAAUGUUGAUAAAUAUCUCUAAAAAGAAAACUAACAUCAUGUCAUGUGAUGUAGAAAGAAUGAGCAAUGAAGAACUUUCAAGUUCAGAGGAUGAAAUGUUGAUCAACAUUUCUAAAAAGAAAACUAACAGCAUGUCAAGUGAUGCAGAAAAAAUGAACAAUGAAAAAGGGGAUUCUUUUAAAGAUUCAAAGAGAAGAAAAUCAAGCACUGACAUUACAAAAUCUGUGAAUCGGUCUAAGACUUCAGUUCUUGAUGAGGAAACCUCUGGUUCUGAUGAGGAACUACCUUUAGCAAGCAUUAAAAAGGUAGGCAUGCAUGUUAAGGUGACUUCUGGUGAGGAUAGGGACAGUAGUUCAGAAGAGGAAAGUAAACCAGUCAAAAGUACAGGAAAGCACAAAUCAUCAAAGGUGACUUCUGAUGAGGAUAGGGAUAGUAGUUCAGAAGAGGAAAGUAAACCAGUCAAAAGUACAGCAAAGCACAAUUCAUCAAAGGUGACUUCUGAUGAGGAUAGAGACAGUAGUUCAGAAGAGGAAAGUAAACCAGUCAAAAGUUCAGCGAAGCACAAAUCAUCUAAGAUGACCUCUGAUGAGGAUAGUGACAGUAGUUCAGAAGAGGAAAGGAAACCAGUCAAAAGUACAGGAAAGAAGAAAAUAUCAAAGGUGACCUCUGAUGAGGAUAGUGAGAGUAGUUCAGAAGAGGAAAGGAAACCAGUCAAAAGUACAGGAAAGAAGAAAAUAUCAAAGAAAUCAACUGAUAAAACAUCUCCUGAACAAGAAAAUAAAUAUGUGAAAACACUGAAAAGUCUGUGUUCCCAAUGUGGUAAAAACCCAGCAUUUCAUCUGAGGGGAUUAAAUACAAACCGAGAGAAAAUUGAAAAGCUGAAGUCAAUCCUCCGAGAUCUUGGAAUGAAAGGUAAACCCAGUAAGGAACAGGUCCCAAUGGUUUUAUUGAGAAAGGAAGCAGCUGAACUGGAUUGUGACAAUAUAAUCGGUAAAGAAAAAGUGAUAGGUCAGCGUAAUGCCAGGAGUAAAUACAACAGAAAACCACAGCCUGUUGCUCCACAUGUAUCUCCUGUCAAAUUCAGUCGUAUAAAAGACCUGAUUGAAAGUGAAGAGUCUGACUAAAUAUUUGUUUUAAGACAUACUUGAAGAAGAUAGUGCUAUUUGAUGUUAAAGAUGUAACAUUUUGUCACGGAGAAUGGACUUUUAAUGAAAUAAAAAAUAAUAUGGAAGUAUA